Messenger RNA from Emericellopsis cladophorae, 1068 nucleotides. RefSeq lists its product as uncharacterized. The transcript has 3 exons. The record is from RefSeq and is a predicted model, not a curated record. Bases 1 to 1068 code for a protein of 355 amino acids. Lineage: Eukaryota; Fungi; Ascomycota; Sordariomycetes; Hypocreales; Bionectriaceae.
AUGGAGCCUCAAGUGAAGGAGUCGCUGGACGCGCUCCAGAACCUCUUCAACGAUGUGCUCAUCCAGACGGGGAAAGCGCUUCGUGCGCAACACCGAGAGGCCCAGGGCCAGGUGGUCGCUGAACCACCGCUAAAGUUCCCUGAAACCCGUAGUCUAUUCUCACAGGCUUUGGACAAUCUGGAAACCGAAAUUGUACAAGCAAAGUCUGUCUUUCAACGCGAUAUCACCCGCCUACAGACAGACACCACCCAAACUGUGACCCAGCCAGAGCCAGUCCAGCCCCAGACCAAGUCACCCCUCUUAAUAGAUGCUGAAUCUUCGCCACCAGCCAUCAAACAAGAUGUCGACAUGUCUAAUCAAAAUGUCAAUAACAAGGCUGUGGCCCCUUUUCCGGAUAUGGGUAUGGACUCUAUUGAGCCAAAGACCGAGGAGAUCAAGGAUGAGCCGAAGCAACAGUCUGAAUCUCAAGCGAAAUUUGAGGCUCCCCCAGUUGCUCCCAUGUCAGCAGAGAACCAACUCGAGUGGACUGUCUCGAACCCCGGCGAGGCUAAGCCUGAGAAGACCGAGGAACCCACCAUGGGCGAACCGACGCCUGCUGACUCUGCAGCAUUCACAAACAUGGAAUUCACAUUGGUGCCAACAGACAGUGGCCCGCAGGGAAGCAACAAUGGGCAAUCCCAGGGCAACGAUGGAAGCACAGGACCGAACGCCUUGGACGGGAUCAACUUUGGGGAUUUUAUGCCACCAAACGAGCCGGCAAACAAUAACAGACAGCCAGCCUUCGAUAUAAAUACGGUCACGCAGGGGGGUAACGAAGCAAACAACGCCACGGAGACCUCGGCGCUGGAUGACUUUGACUUCUCUACUACUGGCCCCGCACCCGAUAUGACCUGGGACGGCGAUGGGCUGGAUUUCGACUUCAACACUGAGGAUAACACGUUCAACGACCUCAUGGACAGCCAUGAAGCUAAUUACGACGGUGGCCAGUCAAACGGAUAUAGCAUUGAAGGGCAGAACGAUACAUUUCAUGCCGACUUCCUGGACAUGGAGUCAUCCAACGGGUUUUAG